This is a messenger RNA of Gilbertella persicaria, 2543 nucleotides long. RefSeq lists its product as uncharacterized. Gene Ontology annotation, cellular component: microtubule organizing center. The record is from RefSeq and is a predicted model, not a curated record. Lineage: Eukaryota; Fungi; Mucoromycota; Mucoromycetes; Mucorales; Choanephoraceae. The coding region runs from base 37 to 2202 and encodes 721 amino acids. The transcript has 8 exons.
UUUUUAAAUUUUCUUUUCCCUUCGCCUAAUCUCGUCAUGAGUCGUUUCGAAGAUGAAAUGUCGACUACCAAUGUAUCUCUCUUGGAAGAGGAUAAACAGCCGUUACCAAGAACACUUAAUACUUCACCGUCUUCAAUAAGUGGAAGCAAAAAGCCUGCUCAAGAAAAUUCAGAGUCGUCACAGAAUAAAAUGACUAGUAAAGACUAUGCUAAGCUGGGCUCACUGGCUCUGAAGCACCAAGAGAAUACGAUAGAUGGUUUAAGAAAGGAAAACUUUGAUUUACGACUUAGUUUGUAUUUUUAUGAACAGAGACUGAGUGAUAUGUCACCUGAUAACUUGGACAAUGUUUUGAAGGAGAAUGUCAAUCUUAAAGUGACGAUUCAAACACUUUCACAAGAACUUAAAAAAUACAAAAAUGUCAUUUUGGAACUAAAUCAAGCAGUCGAGAUAUUACAAAAUAAACCUUGUCCCAAAAUACAUGGCAUGUCUUCCGAGGAACAAGAAGAAUUUGAGCGAGCAAAAGCAGAUGCUGAAGUGUUGCAUGAAGAAAACGAUAAACUCAGCAAGAUGAUGGCUGAUUUAUCUGCUGAAAAUGUCAAGUUACGGUCAACAUUAAGAACUCGAAACACCACUUCAAACACAGACCAUAGCUCCACCGGCAGUGUGAGUUCUGAUCGACAACAACAAAAUUCAGAAGAAAUGGCUGAACUUUAUCGCAAGCUAAGACAAACAAAGCUAAAAAAUGAAGAAUUACAAAGAAUCAUUCAACAACAAAAUGCUGCAAAUAGAAUGUAUAGUGGUGUAGAUCGUGAUAGUUUAUCAGGGAAGAAUAUCAAACUAAGCCGACAACUCGAAGAGGAAUUACAAAUGGAAAGACAGAGAAAUAAUCGUCUAAUGAAUGAACUCGAAGAAAAGUCACAACAAAUUCAAGAAUUGCAACUUGAAUUAGAGCAACGGACUCGCUCAUUACAAGAAACAAAGCAGCAAUUGCGAGACAAAAAUAUAGAAUACGAUCAAUUAUCAGAACAAUUUGAAGACCUUCGUGUCAAUAAUGAUAAUAUGGAUACUUUGAUUGAAAAUAUUCGACAACUUCAAGACGAAAAUGACGAACUUGCAAACGAGAUUCAAGACCGAGAACAAGAAAUUGAAGCAUUAGAAGCUGAAGUAGAGAAAUUAUUGUCAUAUUUAGAAAAGAAAGAAGAAGAAAGGGAAAUACUGAAGAAUGAGCUUCAAUCUGCCAAUGAGUCACACGAUACAGAUAUUGAAGCCUUUGAAGAGCAUCUUGCAAAAACACAAGAAGAACUAGACAAAAAAGACCAAGAGAACAAAGAACUCAUGUUGGAACUAGACGAGUUAAUCCAAAAGUCAAAUCAUUCAAAGAAGAAAUUUGAAGAGGAACUUGAAAAGCAAUACAAUGAAUACAAUGAGCUAGUGGUAGCCAUAAGAGAUCGUGAUGUGACAAUGGCUACAUUAAGAGGAAACUUUGAAGCCAAGACAGAUACCAUUCAAAGAGAAAAGGAGCUUUUGCGCGAAGAAAUGGAAGAGCUAAAAGAACAAUUUCACGAAGUCUACGAUCAACUAAAAGAAAAAGAAAGAUAUAUUGCAGAAUUAAUAAGCAGUAUUGAUAACAGGGAAGAUUCUGAAUUCUCGUUUUUAAUGUCUGAAAAGAUUGAAGAAAACAAUAAAAAGUGGAUGGAGAGACUAGAGUCAAUGGAGAAAGAAUAUCAAGAUAAAUUGAAGCGUGAGCAAAGAAAAAGCAAUGAACAAUUCAGCAUCAGAGACAAUGCAUAUCGAGCAUUACAACAAAAACUUGUCUCUGCUAAUCAAAAGAACUCGCUUCUAAAUACUCUCCUCGACAAAACGAAAAGACCUUCAGAGUCAUCCAAUGAUAAGCAGGACAAGUAUUCUGUGUUAGCAAGAUUGAACAACGAAUUGAGAAAAGAGCUUGAGGACCGUGAUAGAAAUUUGGAAGUAGAAAAGAAAAAAAGUCAAGAACUUGUCACUUUAUAUCAACAACAAAAAGAAUCUAUUUAUUCCCUUCAAAAGCAGUUAGAAAGAAAAGAAACUCAAUUGACAAACUCUUUGUUAGCGCGAGAUACUUUGAAAGAAAAAGGUGAAUAUAUGGAAAAUAUUCUUUACGAACAAGCGACUGGUGGUCAUUCAUUUCGCGAAAGAUCAGGCUCAGCCAUGAGCUCAUUUUAGAAUAUACCUAACGUAUACAUAAGCCUUGUAAAUAUUUUAGCAUAUACUCUACAUGUCGUUUCUUGUACAACAAAUGUACCAAUAUCAUUAGUUAAGACAUGUUGAUCACUCUUUUGUUCAUACCUCUCAAUUUAAAAUGAGACAAAUGUCAAAAUUAGAAUGAUUAUAAAAGCUUGACUGUUAAAAUGAUGGUUGUUAAAUCAGAUAAAUAUAGAGCUAGAGGCAUUUUACUUUUGGAAAAAAACUCCCCAUUUUUAUUCGUUGCAAACAAUAGAAUAUAGACCAUAAGUGUCAUACACUGACCCGAAAUAAAAAUUAGCCUAGUUUUUUGUCAUUUGAGC